CUUCUCUGUGAGCAGCUGACUUUAGAAGAUCGAGAUGGGGAGAACAAGCAUGACAGACUGGGUCCUCCUGGCAGCAGCCCCCUCAACAGCACCUCCCACUACAACGACCAUAACAGCAACCUCCACAACAUCACCCCCCACUACAACAACAACACGCCCCACAACAACUACCUCAACAGCAGCCCCGACAACAGAAUCCCCCACUACAACCACUAUAACGUCAGCCCCCUCAACACAGCCCCCACAACAGCACCUCCCACUACGACCAUCACAGCAACCCCUACACCAUCACCCUCCACUACAACCACCACAACAGCAGCCCCGACAACAGAACCUCCCACUAAAACCACUACAACGUCAACCCCCUCAACAGCACCUCCCAAUACAACGACCACAGCAGCACCGACAACAGCGCCCACCGCUACAACCACCACAACAGCAGCCCCCACAACAGCACCUCCCACUACGACCAUCACAGCAACCCCUACAACAUCACCCUCCACUACAACCACAACAGCAGCCACUACAACAACACGCCCCACAACAACCACCACAACAGCAGCCCUGACAACAGAAUCCCCCACUACAACCAGUGCAACAGCAGCCCCCUCAACAGCACCUCCCACUACAACGACCAUAACAGCAGCCAUUACAACAACACCCGCCACUACAACCACCACAACAACAGCACCGACAACAGCACCUCCCACUACUACCAUAUCAACAACCCCUACAACAUCACCCUCCACUACAACCACAACAGCAGCCACUACAACAACACGCCCCACAACAACCAUCACAACAGCAGCCCUGACAACAGAAUCCCCCACUACAACCACUGCAACAGCAGCCCCCUCAACAGCACCUCCCACCACCACAACAGCAGCCCCCACAACAGCACCUCCCACUACGACCAUCACAGCAAACCCCACAACAUCACCCUCCACUACAACCACAACAGCAGCCACUACAACAACACGCCCCAUAACAACCAUCACAACAGCAGCCCUGACAACAGAAUCCCCCACUACAACCAUUGCAACAGCAGCCCCCUUAACAGCACCCGCCACUACAACCACCACAACAACAGUACCGACAACAGCACCCCCCACUACAACCAACACAACAGCAGCCCCCACAACAGCAUCUCCCACUACGACCAUAACAGCAACCCCCACAACAUCACCCUCCACUACAACCACAACAGCAGCCCCUGCAACAGAACCCCCCACUACAACCACUGCAGCACCCACAACAGCACCUCCCACUACGACCAACACAGCAACCCCUACAACAUCACCCUCCACUACAACCACAACAGCAGCCACUACAACAACACGCCCCACAACAACCACCACAACAGCAGCCCUGACAACAGAAUCCCCCACUACAACCAGUGCAACAGCAGCCCCCUCAACAGCACCUCCCACUCCUACGACCAUACCCACUACAACCAACACAACAGCAGCCCCCACAACAGCACCCCCCACUACAACCACCGCAACAGCAGCCACUACAACAACACCCGCCAAUACAACAUCACCCUCCACUACAACCACAACAGCAUCCACUACAACAACACCCGCCACUACAACCACCACAACACCUCCCACUACGACCAUCACAGCAACCCCCACAACAUCACCCUCCACUACAACCACAACAGCAGCCACUACAACCAUAACAGCAACCCCCACAACAUCACCCUCCACUACAACCACAACAGCAGCCACUACAACAACCACCACAACAGCAGCCCCCACAACAGCACCUCCCACUACGACCAUCACAGCAACCCCUACAACAUCACCCUCCACUACAACCACAACAUCAGCCACUACAACAACACGCCCCACAACAACCACCACAACAGCAGCCCUGACAACAGAAUCCCCCACUACAACCAGUGCAACAGCAGCCCCCUCAACAGCACCUCCCACUCCUACGACCAUAGUAGCAGCCACUACAACAGCACCCGUCACAACAGCACCUCCCACUACAACAACCAUAACAGCAACCUCCACAACAUCACCCUCCACUACAACCACAACAGCAGCCACUACAACACCUCCCACUACGACCAUAACACAGCAACCCCCACAACAUCACCCUCCACUACAACCACAACAACAGCCACCCCCAACAACACCCCCACACCCGCCACCAACCACCACAACAGCAGCCCCGCCCACAACAUCACCCUCCACUACAACCACAACAGCAGCUACUACAACAACACGCCCCACAACAACCACCUCAACAGCAGCCUCGACAACAGAAUCCCCCACUACAACCACUACAACGUCAGCCCCCUCAACAGCACCUCCCAA
Messenger RNA from Polyodon spathula (Mississippi paddlefish), 2330 nucleotides. RefSeq names its product mucin-2-like. Lineage: Eukaryota; Metazoa; Chordata; Actinopteri; Acipenseriformes; Polyodontidae. The record is from RefSeq and is a predicted model, not a curated record. The annotation marks the transcript as partial. The transcript has 15 exons.